Molecule: messenger RNA, 930 nt
Organism: Ilyonectria robusta
Lineage: Eukaryota; Fungi; Ascomycota; Sordariomycetes; Hypocreales; Nectriaceae
Exons: 1
Coding region: 1-930 (309 amino acids)
Source: RefSeq, a predicted model, not a curated record
AUGACAUCAAAGGCAUCGAAAGCUGCGUUGCUACUCGCACUUCUUAGCCCCGUCUAUGCAUGCGUACCCAUAGGGGGAGAUUAUGAUCCCCUUGCUCAAGCCCGACUUGGGGACGCCCCAUGGAGAGUUAAUGAAAGCAUAUGGCUGGCUAUCAUGGCCAAUCCCGACAUUAAAAAAACGUAUCCAAUCGUUGGGUAUAACACGAGUAUGUCUUUCCCAGGCGAGGAAAUCGACGGGUGGACGGUUUCUGUGAGCGUCCAGAAGAGCGUCCCUGCCAAAGGGAACAUCGAAACUAACAACCCGGAUGGCGUGUUUGCUCUCAGCUUGUACAGGCUCAAUCCACCAGCGGCGCUUGUCAAAGAGCAGAUUGAAAAUAAUGGCUUUUACGUCCCCCAUAGCUCAUGGGCUAUUAUGUUCGGCUUCGAACGACUUGAAGGAGACCGGCUCGCGGAGCUUAAUGACGACGAUGGGUCUUGCACGAAGAUGCUUGACGAGGACUGCCUCGAACAAAUCUCCGCGAGAGGCGAAUAUCAGGGUUGUCUCGACCCAAUCGACGCAGUUGUCGUGACCGGAAGGAGGGUGAUGAACAUGACGGACAUGGCGAGCGUUAUUGGGGAAAAGGCUGCGGCUAAUGUCGAUUGGUACUCGGGUUCUGAAAUCCAGUCGGCUGCUUCCAACGUGACAGAUAGCGCCAACGCAACAUCUGUCGAGCUGAUCGGAAACUUGGUGCAUGUCCUCACGAUUUCUUGGGCCAGCUUGAGGGAUUGGGAAGCUGGAAUCUCCAAUAACUCAGUUGGCCAAACGUUGCUCUGCCCGAGAACCGUCAACUAUACAACCGUGAGCUUUGAGAAUGGUGCAGCCAGCGGUCCUCUCGCUUUCUUCUCUCUAGCUGCCGUUCUUCCUUUAGCGGCAGUUUUCUGGCUGGUUUGA